This is a messenger RNA of Penicillium argentinense, 399 nucleotides long. RefSeq lists its product as uncharacterized. The record is from RefSeq and is a predicted model, not a curated record. The transcript has a single exon. The coding region runs from base 1 to 399 and encodes 132 amino acids. NCBI's taxonomy places the organism in Eukaryota, Fungi, Ascomycota, Eurotiomycetes, Eurotiales, Aspergillaceae.
AUGAAACUCCUCUCUCCUCCCCCUCUUCCUCGCCAGCACCCUAGCCGCGGAAGAAACCUCCUGCAAAUCCUGCUUCCCAGCCCCAAGCAGCGACUGCGUCGAGCAUCCGGACAAAUCCCAACAGACGGCUCAACCCUCGACGACAACUCCAACAAGCUCUGGACCUCGGGCUCCUGCACUAUCGAGUUCAUUCCCAACGGUGGAAGUCCCAAUGGAAAUGACGUGCUGGGCAUUGCACAGUCGUUCCUGAGUGACUGCUGCUCGGGCGAUAGCUGUUCUGGCGUUGCGUAUGAUACGGAGUCUAGUACUGCGCUCCAGAAUGGAUGUCUUUGUUUCCAUGGGGAGGGGAAGACGACUUGUAUUUGUGGCGCUGGGACUCCUUCUAUGACUUGUAUUUGA